AUGGAGCGCGACGUCCAGAAAUCAUACAUCUCAGCAGUCAAGUGCUUGCUCACGAAGCCUUCAAGAUUGCAGCCUGGCUCAAGUCGCCGGCUGUAUGAUGAUUUUGUCUUCGUACACGACAGAUCUCGCAAUUCAGUUCAUUGGGUUUCCGCCUUCUUACCAUGGCAUAGGCAUUUUAUUUAUCUUCAAGAGAAAGCCCUUAUUGAAUGUGGCUACAGCGGUAGCUUGCCUCGCUGGGACUGGACCUUGGAUUCCGAUAACUUCACCAAAGCGCCGGUAUGGUCACCUGAUCCAGAGACCGGAUUUGGGACCAACGGCGCGGAGAACACUGCUGAUCCUAAUGGGCUUGGGGGUGGAUCGGUUAUAGACGGAGCUUUCGCCAAUCUUCAAUUGCGUUACCCUGAUCAGCAUGUCCUUGAGCGAGGUUUUACUUCACCGGCAAAAUUCAAUGAGGGAGGAAAAACUUACGGAAGCCAAUAUUAUGAUGAUACGGCUAUCAAGGUUGUUCAAAGCAGUCAAGACUUCUUGAAUUUCCGAGUCGCGAUAGAGGGGACUAAUCCCUCGAGCCGUGGAGUCAGUUUACCGGGUCCUCAUGGUACAAUCCACAUGAUCAUUGGAGGGGACAUGUCCCCCAGCUCUUACGCACCUAAUGAUACGGUGCAAGGAAGGAACGUCAACAAUGCCAAAAUCACUGAUAUGUUAAGGUUCUUGAAUUUGGGUGCCGAUCUACCAGUCCAAAAGGUCAUGGACACUCGCGCUUUCCCUUAUUGUUACGAAUAUGAAUAA
This is a messenger RNA of Puccinia triticina, 786 nucleotides long. RefSeq lists its product as uncharacterized. NCBI's taxonomy places the organism in Eukaryota, Fungi, Basidiomycota, Pucciniomycetes, Pucciniales, Pucciniaceae. Gene Ontology annotation, molecular function: oxidoreductase activity. The transcript is spliced from 7 exons. The coding region runs from base 1 to 786 and encodes 261 amino acids. The record is from RefSeq and is a predicted model, not a curated record.